Messenger RNA from Polistes dominula (European paper wasp), 2537 nucleotides. RefSeq names its product centrosomal protein dilatory (gene dila). Gene Ontology annotation, biological process: intraciliary transport involved in cilium assembly; cilium assembly; regulation of centrosome duplication. Lineage: Eukaryota; Metazoa; Arthropoda; Insecta; Hymenoptera; Vespidae. Gene Ontology annotation, cellular component: centriolar satellite. The record is from RefSeq and is a predicted model, not a curated record.
AUUAAUAUUAAUAAUACUAAUAAAGAAUAAAAGAUAAAUAAAAAAAAAAAAACGUGUUGUAAUAUGUUAUAAACUUUAUGAAGAAUACAAGAUGAUAAACAUAAAUCAUCCGAUGCUGAAUGGCAAACCACCGAUAAAAAAAUAUCCUCCAAUAAGGAUGACCACCAACAGCAAUCCUAAGGAAAUCAUCAAAGAUUUGUAUCAUCAUAAUCAUCAUAUUAUUAAUAAUAAUGAUACAGUACGAGAUAUUCCAAAUGAUUUGAUCGAUAACGCGGAUAACAUUGCAUCGGAAACCGACAAAUGUGUUAACGAUGUUAAAUUGAAAAUAAGAAAUCUCGAUAUUAAUAAUAGCGAUUCUAAUGACAAUUUAAUAGAACCGAUUAAUAUUAAUAAUAAUAAUAAUAAUAAUAAUAGUAAUAAUAAUAAUAAUAAUAAUAAUAAUAGUAACGGUUCGUUCGAGCAAUUGUGUAAAAUGAUUAACGACUUGGAAGGAAAUAUUAUCGAUAAAAAUAAAGGGUUGGAAGUGGUACAAGAGGAAAAUGAUGAGGAAGAGGUGGUGAAAGGGGAGGGGAAUGUUGUUCCUGAAUUAAAGGACUUCGACUUAACUUUGAUCACCGACAAUCCUGUCAAUGAAGUAUCAUCCUUAAAUAUGAUGAGAUAUAGUAAUCAAUUAGAACCAGAAAGAGAUCGUUCCAAAGAUAAAUGUGGAUCCAUCGGAGCUACCUAUGAUGAUAUUAUGUCAUUUUUAUCAACCCUAGAAGAUGGUAUUAAUAUUAGGUCAAAUUCAUUGAAAAAUUAUUUUACAAAUGUUUACAACGACGAAUUGGCUACCGCAAAAUUACAAUUGGAGGAAAAGGAUGCCACAAUUGUUUUAUUAAAAAAAGAAUUGAGAAAGGAACGAGAAAUUGCUUGUGAAAAAUUAAACGUUGAAAAUAAAAGUCACGUAACUAAAUUGGAAACGCAAGAAAAGAAAUAUCAAACUAUCAUUAAGAGGCAUCAAAAGUUUAUGGAAAAGUUGAUCAAAGAGAAAACCGAUUUAACCGACAAAUGUAAUACCUUGGCACGUAGGAUCAAGGAAAUUGAAUUAAAGUCGGAAAAGGAUUUGAAAGUUUGUACGGAAAGGCAUAUUGUCGAAUUGCAACGUGCCAAGGAACGUUUCGCAGCAUCCGAAAAGAUCAAACGUGAAAGAUGGUUGGAAUCGAGAACUUCGAAGAUUAAGGAGAUGACGGUUAAGGGAUUAGAACCCGAAUUACGAAGUAUGGUCGAACAACAUCAGCUGGAGAUUCAGGAAAUACGAAGGGCUCAUAUGAAGGAACUUCAGGAUACCGAGUUGCGAGUAAUACGUCGCUCGAACCAGCAAUUAGAACAAUUACGUUUAGAACUUACAGCUAGUAACGACAAAUUAUUAGCAAGCGAAAAGAAUAUCCUAUGGACCAGGUAUAAGGAAAAACUAGACGAAAAGGAUACGCAAUUUCGUACUGAAAGGAUUCAAUUCGUUGAGGAUUUGGAACGUGAAAGGAAAAAAUUUAACGAUGAAUUAAUCAAACGCGAUAACGAGAAAGAUACGAUUAUACGACAAACGUACACCCGGUUACAGAAAGAAUUAAAGGAUGAGAUGUUAAAACACCAAGCUGAAAAACAAACUCUUCGUGAAAGUUUGCAAAAGGAAUGGACAGAAUGGUUAGAUAAUUACAAGAAACAACAAAUAAUCAAAUUAGAAAAAUCCGAAUCUAAAAUAAGGGAUGAAUGUCUUAAAGAACGUGAUAGGCAAAUCGAAUUAGCUAUUGGUCGUAUCGAGGAGGAUGCUCGUAACAUGAAAAUGGUUGUUCAGCAAAGUUAUGAAAGUAAAUUAAGGUCUAUGAAAGAAAAAUACGAUAAGGAAUUGCAAAUAGCAACUGAUAAUGUGAGACACCAUAAAGAAGAAUUAUUGUCGUUGGAAGAUAAACUUGGAAAAACCGAGGAUAGAUUAAAAACGACGGAAAUGAAACUCGACGAAUGCGUUCAAAAUUUGAACAAUAAAAAUGUGUUGAUAGAAACGUUAACAACCGAAAGGGAUAAUGCGAGAGAAAUAGCACGAAGAGAAAUUGAACCAGAGAAAAGAAUAUUAGAGGAUAAAAUAGCAUCGUUGUAUCAAGAAUUAAUGCAAAAUAAUAACAACAAAGAUAUGUUAAUGUCACAAUUGUACAGCAGGGUUAAAUUGAUAAUAACACAAAAAGUUUUGACUAUUAAAAAUCUUUCUAAGGAACUCGAAGGAGUCAAUGCCAAAUGCGAACAUUUGGAACAAUUAUUGGAUCAACAACGAAAAGAAUACAUUUUAAAAACUUUAUAACAAACAAAAAAAACAAAAAUAUAAAUAAAAAGAUAGGAAAGGAAAGAAGGAAAAAAAGAUAGAAAUACAAAAGUGAAUGCGUCGUUACACACUCUCUGUCUCUGCGAUUUCCGAGUAUAAGCACUGAACACAACGGACAUCGUUAUAAUUCACAACUCCAUUCAAAAUUCUCAUAGGCGAUGCAUGAGAAAUAAAAAUAAAAAAAAAA